AUGAAGUCUUCGUCGUACCACGAAAGGGACAUCCCGGUUGUGACAACAGUACUCAGUAUGGGAGACGAUAAAGACAUCGACUACAAAGAGGGUGUGACCCACGAGGAGUAUCUCGUCAUAGCAUGGGUCCUCACUCUAGUGGCAGUGGUUGGAACAGUGUGCAAUGCUCUCGCCGUUACUGUGUUUUACAGGUUUCGAGAGCUACGGUCCCCAACGAACAGUUUUAUCAUCGCUCUGUGUGUCUGCGACUUCUUCAUGAGCUGUAUUGGAACUCCCAUCCCAGCCUUCUACGCUUUCAGAGAGGCCCACAUCACGUCUCGGGCGGUGUGCAUCUUGGAUGGUUUUAUCAUCUACUUCCUUGCUUGCACAUCCAUCUAUCUCCUAGCAGCUAUUUCAGCGGACAGAUACAUUGUCAUCGUCAAGCCCUUUGAGACCUAUACAGUCACACAGAGAGCUGCCAACGUUGCCAUAGCAAUCUGUUUGCUUCUUGGAUUUCUGAUGGCGCUCAUGCCGGUCUCUGGGUGGAAUGAGUACACACAAGAAGGAAUUGGUACGUGGAUAGUUAGAGGCAGUCUACAGUAA
Molecule: messenger RNA, 582 nt
Organism: Aplysia californica (California sea hare)
Lineage: Eukaryota; Metazoa; Mollusca; Gastropoda; Aplysiida; Aplysiidae
Product: rhodopsin, GQ-coupled-like
Exons: 3
Coding region: 1-582 (193 amino acids)
Biological process (GO): G protein-coupled receptor signaling pathway
Cellular component (GO): membrane
Molecular function (GO): G protein-coupled receptor activity
Source: RefSeq, a predicted model, not a curated record